Messenger RNA from Rhincodon typus (whale shark), 887 nucleotides. Its product is annotated as peroxisomal membrane protein 11A. Gene Ontology annotation, biological process: regulation of peroxisome size; peroxisome fission. Bases 1 to 675 code for a protein of 224 amino acids. Gene Ontology annotation, cellular component: peroxisomal membrane. Lineage: Eukaryota; Metazoa; Chordata; Chondrichthyes; Orectolobiformes; Rhincodontidae. The record is from RefSeq and is a predicted model, not a curated record. The transcript is spliced from 2 exons.
AUGUUACUUAAUUAUCUAAUUCACAAGAAUGAUAGCAACAAGGAGCUGGUUUCAAAGCUCAAACAGUUGGAAUCUAAUAUGAGUUCAGGACGCAAGUUAUUUCGGCUGGGUAACACAGCGGAUGCGGUUCAGGCGGCCAGAAGAAAUGUUCAGCUUUCGGACCCAAUUCUUCGAUUUUGCCUUACCGUCAUUCCUCUCAGUCGGGCUGUGUACUUCAUCUGUGAUAAUAUUCUCUGGAUGGGAACAGUGGGACUUAGUGGUAUCAACAAGGACAAAUGGAACAAGCGGUGCAACCACUACUACCUCUUCUCAUUGAUUAUCAGUCUAAGCAGAGAUGUCUAUGAGGUUUCCCAGCUCCUAAAAGAAACAGCAAUGGCCCAAAAGGUCCAACAGUGUAAAUCGAUAAACCACCUGAAAGCCAAUCAUUUGCAAAGAGAUUUUGUCUGGACAUUAAGGGUCAGAGCUGAAGAUUUCUUCAUACUGCUUUAUCAAAGCCUUAAAAAUAAUCCUCCUGUAUUACUCGACAUCAUUAAAAACAUCUGCGACUUAUCCCUACCUUUAGACAAGCUAGGCAUUUUCAAAACCAAUCCUGGAGUGGUGGGUCUUUGUGGUCUUAUUUCAUCAGUUCUGUCAAUUUUAACUUUGACGCACCCAACGUUGAAAUUGAGACCAUGAACAAACCACCUGCUCUAUGAACAAAAAUCUUAUUCUUUCUAUAAUCUGUUUAUCAGAGAAUUUCCGGGAAGUUAAAUAAAUUGCUUUCAGAAUGCAGGCUGUGGAUUCUGAAAGCAGGCUAUCUAAUAUGGUGUAUUUUAAUGUUUUGCCCUCAACAUGAGCACUUCAAUUGUGUUGAAAAACAGAAGUUGCUGGAAAAGCUCAGCAGGUCU